Molecule: messenger RNA, 1779 nt
Organism: Penicillium waksmanii
Lineage: Eukaryota; Fungi; Ascomycota; Eurotiomycetes; Eurotiales; Aspergillaceae
Product: putative choline sulfatase
Exons: 1
Coding region: 1-1779 (592 amino acids)
Molecular function (GO): sulfuric ester hydrolase activity
Source: RefSeq, a predicted model, not a curated record
AUGGCCACCAAAAAGCCAAACAUCCUUUACAUCAUGGCUGACCAGAUGGCGGCCCCUCUGCUCUCCCUCCAUGAUAAGAACUCUCCCAUCAAGACCCCCAACCUCGACAAGUUGGCCGGUGAGGGUGUUGUUUUUGACUCUGCUUAUUGCAAUUCUCCUCUUUGCGCCCCCUCGCGCUUUGUCAUGGUCAGUGGCCAGCUACCAUCCAAGAUUGGGGCUUACGACAACGCGGCGGAUUUCCCUGCCGACAUUCCCACCUAUGCUCACUACCUCCGCCGCGAGGGUUACCAUACGGCUCUGGCUGGAAAAAUGCAUUUCUGUGGACCAGACCAACUUCACGGUUACGAACAACGUCUAACAAGUGACAUUUACCCCGGCGAUUACGGCUGGUCGGUGAACUGGGAUGAACCCGAGAUUCGCCUCGACUACUAUCACAACAUGUCCUCAGUCAUGGAUGCCGGUCCUGUCGUCCGAACCAACCAACUCGACUUCGACGAGGAGGUGAUUUACAAGUCGGAGCAAUAUUUGUACGACCACGUACGGACCCGCACUGAUCAGCCAUUCUGUCUGACCGUCUCCAUGACGCACCCUCACGACCCUUAUGCCAUGACCAAGGAGUACUGGGAUAUGUACGAAGAUGUCGACAUUCCGCUCCCCAAGAAUGGUACCAUCCCUCACGACCAGCUGGACCCGCACUCUCAGCGAAUUCUUAAGUGCAUCGAUCUGUUUGGCAAGGACUUGCCCGAGGACCGUAUCAAGGCAGCCCGCCGUGCAUACUACGCCGCCUGCACUUACGUUGAUACCAACAUUGGCAAGCUGCUCAAGGUGCUCAAGAACACUGGUCUAGAUGAGGAUACAAUAAUUGUUUUCACCGGUGAUCAUGGUGACAUGCUUGGCGAGCGCGGCCUGUGGUACAAGAUGGCCUGGUUUGAGAACUCCUCCCGAGUGCCCAUGCUCUUCCAUGCUCCCAAGAAGUUUGCCCCCAAGCGCGUCUCUGAGAAUGUCUCCACCAUGGAUCUGCUUCCCACAUUCGCUGGCCUCGUGGGGGCUCCUCUCGUCCCGGGCCUGCCCCUGGACGGUGUCUCCCUGGUACCAUAUCUAACCGGGGAGGAUGGCCUCCGAACCGACACUGUUUACGGAGAAUACAUGGGAGAGGGCACUCAGGCACCGCUCGUUAUGAUUCGCCGGGGCCGCUGGAAAUUCGUCUACUCACCAAUUGACCCGCCGAUGCUCUUCGAUGUGGCCACCGACCCGGAGGAGUUGACCAAUUUGGCAGCUGGUCUUCCCAUCGUAUCUGCCCCUGACCGUGAAGCCCGUGCGCCAGUGAAAUCUGGCAAUUCAUUGUCUCUGGCCAUGGCCAACCUGCCCACGCCUCGCGACUCACCUCAUGCAUCCCCCAUCCCGCAGCGUGCCACCGACAAGUCCUACCCGUUCCCAUCACUGACUCCCCCGCGCUCUCCUAGCCCUGGCGAGGCGGCGCUGCCCAACACGAUGGACCCAGUCAAGCUCCUGGCCUACUUCGUCGAGGAAGUCAACAACAAAUGGGACUUGGAGUCGAUCCGCCAAGAUGUUCUGCGCUCUCAGCGCCGCCGCCGUCUCGUCUACUCUGCUCUCAUCAAGGGCACCCCGACCUACUGGGACCAUGAGCACCGAGUUGAUCCCUCGACCCAAUACAUCCGAAACCAGGGCAAGGGUAUCCUCGACGAUGUUGAACUGAUCUCGCGCUGGCCACGCGUGCUCCAGCAAGCCGCCAACGCCAACGGUAUCUCCACCGCAUAA